UUGUCUCUAAUUUGGUGCACUUUAUUCUGUUCAAAUUCGAUACUUUGCUGUUUCACUGAGAACGAGGCUCUUUGUUUCAAAGAGGGGACAUGCUUAGUGAGAGCAGAAAUCUAAAGAAAUAAAGUUUCUCGUACACUAUACAUUUUUAUCUCCUCUCUUAUGUCUCCUGCAUUCUCCUAACAAUCCCCCAUUUCAUUUCCUUACAUUCAAACUCUUUGGUCUCCUUAAGCAACUCCCCAAACAAAACCCAAUUGGUGGUUUGGUUUUUGUUCCUUUGUGUUUGUGUUUUUUGGCCUUAUCUUUGGCAGUUUCAAACACUUGUUUGUUCAUUUGUCUAUUUGGUUGAGUUUUCAGCUUUAGUUUUGGUUUGCAUUGGAGUUUGUUAAGUGUUAAAGAAUUGUGCUUGUUAGUGUUUUCUUGUUUCUAAGCUGAAACCCAGAAAUUGGAGUCGAAAUGGGGUUAUGUUUUUUUAGUUUUUGAGAUUGUUGGUGAAAAUUUGGGGGGUUUGGGAAGUUGAAGAAUAUAGCUUUAUGAAGUUUUGGUGAAAAAUGAGAGAUGAGAACUCCAAGAAAAGCAAGCUCUCAUGGUCCAAGAGAAUGGUCAGAAAGUGGUUCAAUAUCAAGAGCAAAAAUGAGGACUUUCAAGCAGAUGUUGUUUAUGGAGGGGGUGAAGUGGAAUACAGAACUAGCUUCUCUGAGAGGGAGCCAUGCACCAUCAAGAAAAGCAAAACAGAGAAAUUUACCAAGAUUCCCGAGCAGGUCCGGCGAGGGAGAAUGAAUCUUGACCAUCCUAGAAUCAUAGAUGUGCAGAAUCACAGUAUUUUUGUAGCUACAUGGAAUGUGGCAGGAAGAUCUCCGCCUAGUAAUUUGAGUCUCGAUGAUUGGCUUCACGCGUCACCUCCUGCAGAUAUCUAUGUUCUUGGAUUUCAAGAAAUAGUUCCUUUGAAUGCUGGUAAUGUUCUUGGUGCUGAAGACAAUGGCCCUGCCAAGAAAUGGUUGUCCCUCAUUAGGAAGACUCUAAACAAUCUUCCAGGAACUAGUGGCAGUGGAGGGUGUUAUACUCCAUCACCAGUCCCUCAACCAGUCGUAGAAAUGGAUGCAGAUUUUGAGGGAUCGUCUAGGCAGAAGAACUCGUCUUUCUUUCAUCGUCGGUCAUUCCAGACACCCUACAGCUGGAGAAUGGACCAUGACCCAUCAAUUCCCCAGCCAAGACUAGAUAGGCGAUUUAGCGUCUGUGACCGGGUUAUUUUUGGUCACAGGCCAAGUGACUAUGAUCCCAGUAAUCGAUGGGGUCACAGUCGACCAAGUGAUUUUUCAAGGCCCAGUGAUUACUCUAGGCCUAGUGAUUAUUCUAGAUGGGGUUCUUCAGAUGAUGAUAAUGGACCAGGGGAUUCACCAAGUACUGUAUUGCAAUCACCAAUGUCCUACGGUGGUUCCUACAGUGGAUCAGCCUCUACUGAAGAUGGAUAUAGAAGGCCAGGGUAUUCAAGGUACUGUUUAGUGGCAAGUAAGCAAAUGGUUGGCAUAUUUCUAACCAUAUGGGUCCGAAGUGAAUUGCGAGAUCACGUUAAAAACAUGAAAGUUUCUUGUGUUGGCAGAGGAUUAAUGGGUUAUCUUGGUAAUAAGGGAUCUAUUUCAGUCAGCAUGUCCUUGCAUGAAACGACCUUUUGCUUCAUCUGUACUCACCUUACCUCCGGACAGAAGGACGGUGAUGAGAUUAGAAGGAAUUCAGAUGUCAUGGAAAUUCUGAAGAAGACAAGGUUUCCACGUGUUAGCAAUGCGGGUGAUGAGAAGUCCCCGGAAACAAUUCUUGAGCAUGAUCGAGUUAUUUGGCUCGGAGACUUGAAUUAUCGCAUUGCUAUGUCUUAUCGAUCUGCUAAGGCACUGGUUGAGAUGCAAAAUUGGAGGACAUUGUUGGAGAGUGACCAGCUACGGAAUGAGCAGAGGAGAGGUCGUGUUUUUGUCGGAUGGAACGAAGGGAAAAUUUAUUUCCCUCCUACGUACAAGUACUCAACAAAUUCGGACAGAUACGCAGGAGAUGAUUUGCAUCCAAAGGAGAAGCGUAGAACUCCAGCGUGGUGUGACAGAAUUUUAUGGCAUGGAGAAGGCCUCCAGCAGUUAUCUUACGUUCGUGGAGAAUCUAGAUUCUCGGAUCAUAGGCCAGUUUAUGGCAUAUUUUGGGCAGAGGUCGAGUCUCCCCACGGCCGGUUGAAGAAAAGUAUGAGCUACUCGAGUUCCAGGAUAGAGGUGGAGGAGCUUUUGCCAUACUCUCAAGGAUAUACAGAACUCAACUUUUUCUGAUGGAUGAGGAAAUAGCUAUGACCCACACUGUAGUUGCAGGCGGGAAUCACUUUGAACAAUUUUUUGUUUUUUUUGAAGGGUGAUGGAGACAUUCCGUUGCCCACUAACCAAAAAAGGUGUAAAUUCUUGUAUUUUGGUCAGCUAAUUAAACUACACACCAUCAAAUCAUUGCAACUUUGAUCACCAGACAUAGCUAGUCACUAACAUUUACCUGGUUCUGAUUUGCUAACAUAAAUAGCAAAUUGCAUUAAGGAACUCUGCCAAGAGAUUAAUUUAUUAAAUUCUUUCUUAGUGUUAGAGAAACAUUUUUGUUUUUGUUUUUUGAUGUCUGGAAGAAGAUGAAAAAUGAUGGUCAAUACAAUGAUUUGAUGGAUAUUCAAUACGAAAAGUGAAAAAUAUAUAUAUAGAAUUGAAGUUUAAUUUA
Mercurialis annua (annual mercury) is the source of this 2724-nucleotide messenger RNA. Its product is annotated as type IV inositol polyphosphate 5-phosphatase 7-like. Gene Ontology annotation, biological process: phosphatidylinositol dephosphorylation. Bases 549 to 2300 code for a protein of 583 amino acids. Lineage: Eukaryota; Viridiplantae; Streptophyta; Magnoliopsida; Malpighiales; Euphorbiaceae. Gene Ontology annotation, molecular function: phosphatidylinositol-3,4,5-trisphosphate 5-phosphatase activity; inositol-polyphosphate 5-phosphatase activity; phosphatidylinositol-4,5-bisphosphate 5-phosphatase activity. The record is from RefSeq and is a predicted model, not a curated record. The transcript has 13 exons.